Cercospora beticola is the source of this 703-nucleotide messenger RNA. RefSeq names its product GFA family protein. Lineage: Eukaryota; Fungi; Ascomycota; Dothideomycetes; Mycosphaerellales; Mycosphaerellaceae. Gene Ontology annotation, molecular function: carbon-sulfur lyase activity. The record is from RefSeq and is a predicted model, not a curated record.
CACCUGAUUGACGAACUCCGCCUGCCUCACAAUACUAUCGCCAUCAACCCACCCAAGCCAACCCGCGGCUUCCACGCACACCUUCAAAGCAUGACAGACCAACAAAACCCAACCCUCCCACCAGAACCACCAUGGCCACAAGAAACCGGAAUAUGGGGCUCCUACGCCCUCCACUGCCACUGUGGCGCAAUCCGCUACAACAUGAAACUCUCGCCUCCAAUCUUCGAAUCCGAAGCAGAAGGCAAAGGAGUGUACCCCGUCAUGUCUUGCAAUUGUUCGUAUUGUGAAAGAGUCGGGUAUCUUACUGUUCAUCCUUUGGUUGAGAAUGUGGAGUUUACACAAGGUCUGGAACAUCGCGCAGAAUACCUAACAAGCGGUCAAACUGCACCAUUAUGGUUCUGUAAGAAAUGCGGAAGUGCUCUCGGAGCUGAUAUUAGAGGUUUGAUGGAGAAGAUGGGAGCUCCACUUCGAUAUGGAUUGAAUGUCAGAAUGCUGAAGGAUAGUGAUGUGAAGAAGCUUACGAUCAAGGAAGUCACGUUCAUGAAGGAUAUGCCGCCCAAGUAUGACAUUGGGCCUCCUGAGAGUGAGAAAAGCCAGGCAUAGAUUAUCUGGUAGUUGUCUAUUGACAUUUCAAGGAUAUACAUGAAUCGACAAAAACGUUUGUAUUGUACAAAUUUGGCGCUUUUGUUUAUCCAAGCAUUCG